Rosa rugosa (rugosa rose) is the source of this 732-nucleotide messenger RNA. RefSeq names its product outer envelope pore protein 21B, chloroplastic-like. Lineage: Eukaryota; Viridiplantae; Streptophyta; Magnoliopsida; Rosales; Rosaceae. Gene Ontology annotation, molecular function: voltage-gated monoatomic anion channel activity. Bases 87 to 590 code for a protein of 167 amino acids. The transcript is spliced from 5 exons. Gene Ontology annotation, biological process: regulation of monoatomic anion transport. The record is from RefSeq and is a predicted model, not a curated record.
GUGUUUGUGAAGUCUUUUGUUUCUCCGCCAUAUCCAGUUAUCUAGGGUUUCGAAUUUCAUUGCUCUCAAAACUCCAAAACCUCCGAAUGGAGACCUCUCUCAGAUACGGUGGAGAUUCCAAAGCUCUCAGAAUCCACGCCAAGCAGAAGUUACCUCUCGAUUCCAAAACCCGUUUGCAGGUUCAUGGAGAGCUAGACACUAGAGUUGGAGCUCCAACUUAUUUUACUGCUCUUGUUAGGCGCUUCUACCCAGAUUUUUACACUAGCAUUGGAGCUGGAUUGCAUUAUGAUAAGCGUGAUAAGCUUCGCUACACUCUCCGCGGGAAGAAGGCAUUCCCUGUGACGACGGAUGGCCUGUUGAGCUUUAGUGUUAAGGGAAAAUAUGAUCUUGACAAAGAUUUUAGAGAGAGAGGAUCCAAAGGAGCAGCUGAAUUGUCCUGGUGCAUUUUAAACUUUCAGAAGGACCAAGAUGUCAGGUUUAAAGUUGGGUAUGACUUGAUUGAAAAGGUUCCAUAUGCUCAGAUCAGGGAAAACAAUUGGACACUCAAUGCUGAUUUUAAUGGUAGAUGGAAUGUGAGAUUUGACUUGUGAGAAGCGAAAGUUAGAAUGCUUUUUUUGGAGGUGACAUUUGUUUCUGCAAAACAUGUUGUAUUCUAUUUGCUUGUAGUGAGAGUCACUUUGAUGAAAUUUAUUAGUGAAAAAUGAAAUUGCCAUAUUAGCUGGCCAUUAUUGA